CAGCGCCCCCCUCGCCGCCCGCGCCCAAGGAGCGCUUCCCCGGCCAGUCCGUCUACCACCUCAAGUGGGUGCGCUGGAAGGAGGAGAACACGCCCGUCGUCACCCAGAACGAGAACGGGCCCUGCCCGCUCCUCGCCAUCAUGAACGCCCUGCUGCUCGCCUGGAAGGUGAAGCUACCACCAAUGAUGGAAAUCAUUACCGCUGAACAGUUGAUGGAAUAUCUAGGAGACUACAUCCUUGAUGCAAAACCAAAAGAGAUUUCUGAAAUACAGCGUCUCAACUAUGAGCAGAAUAUGAGUGAUGCAAUGGCCAUCUUGCACAAGCUUCAGACAGGCCUGGAUGUCAACGUGAAGUUCACUGGCGUGCGAGUCUUCGAAUACACACCUGAAUGCAUCGUGUUUGACCUUCUUGAUAUUCCGCUGUACCAUGGGUGGCUAGUGGACCCUCAGAUUGCUGAUAUUGUGAAGGCGGUUGGUAACUGCAGCUACAAUCAGCUGGUGGAGAAAAUCAUCUGCUGUAAGCAGUCGGACAACAGAGAGCUGGUUGACGAAGGUGUUGUGGCAGAGCAGUUUCUAAACAACACAGCCACUCAGUUGACCUACCACGGAUUAUGUGAAUUAACUUCCACAGUUCAAGAAGGAGAACUAUGUGUGUUCUUUAGAAACAACCACUUUAGCACCAUGACCAAACAUAAGGGUCAGCUUUACCUUUUGGUGACAGAUCAGGGUUUCCUUACAGAAGAGAAAGUUGUUUGGGAAAGUUUACACAACGUGGACGGGGAUGGGAAUUUCUGUGACUCGGAAUUCCACCUGCGACCUCCGUCAGAUCCAGAGACUGUCUACAGGGGGCAGCAAGAUCAGAUUGACCAGGACUACCUGAUGGCCUUGUCUCUGCAACAAGAGCAGCAAAGCCAAGACAUCAACUGGGAGCAGAUCCCAGAAGGAAUCAGCGACCUCGAACUGGCCAAGAAGCUCCAGGAGGAGGAGGACAGGCGGGCCUCGCAGUUCUACCAGGAGCAAGAACAGGCGGCGGUCGCUGCCGCUGCUCAGCUCCAGGUGCCAGGAGCUGCCUCUCCAGCCACAGGAAGACAAUCGGGGAGCAGCGAGCGGAAGCGCAAAGAGCCUCGGGAGAAGGAGAAAGAGAAAGAGAAGAACAGCUGCGUGAUUCUAUAACAGCAGGUGGAUUCUGCCCAGACCCGCUGGAGCCUUGGAUCCUAUGGACGGACGCCCA
Molecule: messenger RNA, 1230 nt
Organism: Heteronotia binoei (common prickly gecko)
Lineage: Eukaryota; Metazoa; Chordata; Lepidosauria; Squamata; Gekkonidae
Gene: MINDY2
Product: MINDY lysine 48 deubiquitinase 2
Exons: 9
Coding region: 141-1172 (343 amino acids)
Biological process (GO): protein K48-linked deubiquitination
Cellular component (GO): cell periphery; cytosol
Molecular function (GO): K48-linked deubiquitinase activity; cysteine-type carboxypeptidase activity; cysteine-type deubiquitinase activity
Source: RefSeq, a predicted model, not a curated record